AAGGCCGCGGGCUCGAAGAAGAAGCGCAAGAGGAACCCUACGGAAGAGGAGAUCAUGGCUCGACUUGCUCGCAAGCGGGCGAAGCAGAACAGGGAACUUGAGAGCAGAGUGUUGUCGCAGAAAUUAGCUGAGCACGGCCUGUCCCUGGUCGAGAUCCCGGCGGACGGGCACUGUUUGUUUGCAGCGAUUAGCGACCAGCUGAAGAGAAGCGCGAGGCACGGGGAAGUGAUCCACAACUACAAGAGCCUCCGACGACUAGCGUGCGACUACAUGCUCAAGCACGAGGAUCACUUCAAGCACUUCCUCUCACUGGGCAAGGACACCUUCGAGGAGUACUGCAAACGGAUAGGAAGAACGACCGCGUGGGGGGGGCAGCAUGAAAUCAUCGCCCUCUGCCACGCCCUCAAGCGCAACAUCGAGGUCUACCGCCAUGACAUGACCCGGCAGCUCUUUCCCGACGCAGAAGCGCCCUACGAGGGCCCGCCUCUGCGCCUGAGCUACCACAUGCACGAGUACAGCGGGGGCGAGCACUACAACUCAGUGGUGCCG
Messenger RNA from Guillardia theta CCMP2712, 549 nucleotides. RefSeq lists its product as hypothetical. Gene Ontology annotation, molecular function: cysteine-type deubiquitinase activity. The annotation marks the transcript as partial. The record is from RefSeq and is a predicted model, not a curated record. Gene Ontology annotation, biological process: protein deubiquitination. The transcript has 2 exons. NCBI's taxonomy places the organism in Eukaryota, Cryptophyceae, Pyrenomonadales, Geminigeraceae.